Molecule: messenger RNA, 673 nt
Organism: Vigna radiata var. radiata (mung bean)
Lineage: Eukaryota; Viridiplantae; Streptophyta; Magnoliopsida; Fabales; Fabaceae
Exons: 2
Coding region: 126-524 (132 amino acids)
Source: RefSeq, a predicted model, not a curated record
GCUUCGUGAAUAGGGACACCAUCUCUUUCUGUUCAUUAUUUAUAAGUCUCUUCCUUUUAUGGUCAACACAAGUCCUCUGCUCCUCGUUCUCUUCGAAAGACAACCUUUUCCUCUGUUCCCUAAACAUGGCUUCCAUCUCUCAAGGUCUCGUCUUCACCUCAGCCAUGCUCUUCUCCACCACUCUCCUCUACCUUGCAUUUUCCAAGCACAAAACUUCUCCCGACUUUCAUAUUCCCUCAGAUUCCAACAAACAGAUUCUUCGCUCUUGCAUGUACUCAGAGGAGAAGAAAAGAGAAAGGAAGAAAAACAAGAAGAAGGUGAAAUUCGCUAAAAAUGUGAUGGUGAAGGAAGUGGAAAGAGAUGGUGAGGAAGAAAACAGAGAAGAACAGGAGAUGCAAAACAGAGUAUCGAGAAGCGAGUGGAAAAGAGAAAAUCUGGAAAACCCUGAAAUUCCAGCGAACCGAGUUGCUCUGUAUAAUGGGAUUUUGAGGGACAGAGUGCAGAGAAUGGCGUGCUGUCACUGAUGAGAUCAUCGUCUGCUGCUUCGUGUAGAAAUUGUAUUUCAUGAAACAGGGGAGACAUUUUUCACUGCAAGUUCUUUCAUUUUUUUCUUCUUCAAUGUUUCUAUUAUAUUAAUAGAUUUGUUGAUAAAAUGUAACAUAUAUUAAUUUUA